CGGCGGGGCUGGUGGCGCCCCUCGCCUCGCCCCGACGUCCGCCCCGCAGCGACGGAGAGGAGGGCCGAGGACAGCCUUAAGACCUUUCUGGUGGAAUACCUCUUUUGCUUCUACGUUCAUGUUGGAAUGGCCUAGGCCAGUCUGUUGCUGUACGGUUCCUGCCACAGGUGCUCUGCAGCAAUGGGUCAGGAUUUUGCCACCAGUGCUGCUGGACCAUCCAGAUGGCUGUAAACCUGCAGAGGAGAUAUAGAACGUUGUCUCUCAAACUGGAUUAAAAAAAAAACCCUGUUGAUAUUUUUAUUUAUACUUUUUUAUUUUUGUACUUGACUUAAAGUGCCAUGAAAAAAUUUGCAUAUUGCAAGGUGGUCCUUGCCACCUCUUUGGUUUGGGUCCUUCUGGAUAUGUUUCUAUUGCUGUACUUCAGUGAAUGCAAUAAAUGUGAUGAGAAAAAGGAACGAGGCCUGCCAGCUGGAGAUGUUCCAGAACCCAUGCAAAAACCACAUGAAGGACCUGGAGAGAUGGGGAAGCCUGUGGUCAUUCCAAAAGAGGAGCAAGAGAAAAUGAAAGAAAUGUUUAAAAUAAAUCAAUUUAAUUUAAUGGCAAGUGAAAUGAUUGCACUCAACAGAUCUUUACCUGAUGUCAGGUUAGAAGGGUGUAAGACGAAGGUGUACGCGGACAACCUUCCCACGACGAGCGUGGUGAUCGUGUUCCACAACGAGGCGUGGAGCACGCUGCUGCGCACGGUGCACAGCGUCAUCAACCGCUCCCCGCGGCACAUGCUCGAGGAGAUCGUGCUCGUCGACGACGCCAGCGAGAGAGACUUCUUGAAAAGACCACUGGAGAGUUAUGUGAAAAAAUUAAAAGUACCUGUCCAUGUGAUUCGAAUGGAACAGCGUUCUGGAUUGAUCAGAGCAAGAUUAAAGGGGGCUGCUGCUUCUAAAGGCCAGGUCAUCACCUUCCUAGAUGCUCAUUGUGAAUGUACAGUAGGCUGGCUUGAACCUCUGCUGGCAAGGAUCAAAGCUGACAGGAGGACAGUAGUGUGUCCCAUCAUUGAUGUAAUCAGUGAUGACACCUUUGAAUAUAUGGCAGGUUCUGACAUGACCUAUGGUGGAUUCAACUGGAAGCUGAAUUUUCGUUGGUACCCUGUUCCUCAGAGAGAGAUGGACCGACGGAAAGGAGACCGAACCCUCCCUGUUAGGACACCUACAAUGGCAGGAGGCCUUUUUUCAAUAGACAGAGAUUACUUUCAGGAAAUUGGAACAUAUGAUGCUGGAAUGGAUAUUUGGGGUGGAGAAAACUUAGAAAUUUCCUUCAGGAUCUGGCAGUGUGGUGGCACUUUGGAAAUUGUAACUUGUUCACAUGUUGGGCAUGUGUUCAGGAAAGCAACACCAUACACUUUCCCAGGAGGUACAGGGCAGAUAAUCAACAAAAAUAACAGGCGGCUUGCAGAAGUCUGGAUGGAUGAAUUCAAAAACUUUUUCUACAUUAUUUCCCCAGGAGUUACUAAAGUUGAUUAUGGGGACAUAUCGUCACGACUUGGGCUAAGGCGCAAGCUCCAGUGCAAGCCUUUCUCCUGGUACCUGGAGAAUGUUUAUCCUGAUUCCCAAAUCCCACGCCAUUACUUUUCUCUGGGAGAGAUAAGAAAUGUGGAGACAAAUCAAUGUCUGGAUAACAUGGCAAGAAAAGAAAAUGAGAAAGUUGGAAUCUUUAACUGCCAUGGAAUGGGUGGCAAUCAGGUUUUCUCAUAUACUGCCAACAAAGAAAUUCGAACAGAUGAUUUGUGUUUAGAUGUAUCCAAACUUAACGGCCCAGUCACGAUGCUCAAGUGCCACCAUCUAAAAGGAAACCAGCUUUGGGAAUAUGAUCCAGUGAAACUAACCCUGUUGCAUGUGAACAGUAACCAGUGCCUGGACAAAGCCACGGAAGAGGACAGCCAGGUACCCAGCAUCAGAGACUGCACCGGCAGCCGCUCGCAGCAGUGGCUGCUCCGCAACGUCACCCUUCCAGAAAUAUUCUGAGAGGUUCUAGAGAAGAGCAAGGAUUGACUGGGCUACCUCGGCUGAUUCUUUGGCUACGCUGUCAAGUAGCAACAGGAGAAACUUCUGCUCGGCAGAAUCCGCAGCUCCUCAGCUGUUAGAACUCCUGCAGCUUCUCAGUAUCUGUGAACCAGCCUUCCUGUAUAAGGAUGUGAAACUACCACACAUAGCAGUGAAACUGUGCCCACUGAUGUUUACAAGAUCGAAAGAGUUUCUUCCAGCAAAUAAUUUAGAGAACAUUUGGACAGUGGAAACAUAAUCAAUGAAAUAGUCUCUCUGAAGAGCUACAUAUCGUUUUAGUUUGCUUGCACAUCAGUAACCUCUGCUGAAAGUGCUGUUGUAAUGAAGAAAGUUUCAAGAAUUCUUUUUUUCCUGGUUAGCAGUGGUAACCAGACUACUAAGUAUAGAUCCACAAAUAAAUGAAAGAGAGAGCUGCAAACCAGAUUCAGUAUCAUGACAUAAGAAUUCUGUGGUUUAAAAGCAAAAAGUAAACAGGGUUUAAUGAAGCUAAAUCAGAACUAUGAAAAGUACAAUUUGUUAUAGUGAAGUAUCAAAUUUAUAUGUAGAUUUUAUACCUCAGUGGGGGAAAAUAACCAAGUCAAAAGGCAAUUGUUUCUCUUUUUCAAUUGUGUGAUAGUCCAUAAAUACUUUUUUUUGUCCUGGUGAGUCUAAAAUUAUUUUGGGCGCAAACAAAAUGAGCAUAAGAAUAAAUUGAGCUCUUGAAUGUCAGAUCCACUUUCCUUUUAAUUUUAAUUUCUUGGCUGUUGGAAUUGUAUCUUUUUAUUACUGUCUGAAAACUGGAGGUUAACAUGCUGUCUAACUCUUUUUUUUUUCCAGACCUGCCAUUUCAAUUUAUACUUGGGUCAGUCAGCUUAUGGACUUUCAUGGCCAAACAAAAGAUUUAAGUACACUUUGAGAUUAAGUUAACUUCAUCUAAGUAUGCUUUAGCGCCCAAGACUUCUACUACUGUACUACAGUUUUGUUUUCAUAGCAAUAAAUCUUUUGUUCCUCGUUUGAUUUCAGUCAUCAGAAAGCCAGAAGAAAAGAUACAUGGUUUGGGUAGAAGAUUGGCAAAACUGAAGGUUUUCUGGAGUCCUUUUUCACUUCAUAUUCAGAUGUGCUUCAUUGUCAAGUGCAUAUUUAGAUUAGACUCUGAAUUGUAAUGUUGAUCUGCUGCUUUUUUCUAAUAAAACCUAAAGAAAAAUA
Melozone crissalis (California towhee) is the source of this 3242-nucleotide messenger RNA. RefSeq names its product polypeptide N-acetylgalactosaminyltransferase 1 (gene GALNT1). Gene Ontology annotation, cellular component: Golgi apparatus. The coding region runs from base 339 to 2018 and encodes 559 amino acids. Lineage: Eukaryota; Metazoa; Chordata; Aves; Passeriformes; Passerellidae. The transcript has 13 exons. The record is from RefSeq and is a predicted model, not a curated record.